Coccidioides immitis RS is the source of this 1593-nucleotide messenger RNA. RefSeq names its product FAD binding domain-containing protein. Lineage: Eukaryota; Fungi; Ascomycota; Eurotiomycetes; Onygenales; Onygenaceae. The record is from RefSeq and is a predicted model, not a curated record. Bases 1 to 1593 code for a protein of 530 amino acids. Gene Ontology annotation, biological process: steroid metabolic process. The transcript has a single exon. Gene Ontology annotation, molecular function: FAD binding; Delta24(24-1) sterol reductase activity. Gene Ontology annotation, cellular component: membrane; cytoplasm.
AUGGAGCAGCAUAAGGCCGCCGUGGACGUCGUAUCCUCGACCAUUCGUGGACUGUACUCUCGCGGCCUGCCUUUUCGGAUCUAUCAUGGCUCUACGAACAGCACCCGUCCUCAGUCAUUCCAACCUGACAGGAUCGUGGACAUCAGCUCUUUCACACGUAUUUUGAAAGUCGACGCCGAGAAAAAAACCGUACUCGUGGAGCCGAACGUUCCCAUGGAUAAGCUCGUUGCAGCUACGCUGCCGCAUGGCCUUGUUCCACCUGUGGUGAUGGAGUUUCCCGGCAUCACCGUUGGCGGGGCCUUUGCGGGGACCGGAGGAGAAAGCAGCUCGUUUCGGUACGGGUUCUUUGAUCGAACCGUUACGUGGAUCGAGGUGGUGUUGGGCAAUGGGGAUGUGGUUACUGCUCGACCGGAUUCCGGAGAGAACGAUGACUUGUUCUGGGGCGUCUCGGGGAGCUUUGGCACAAUAGGGGUUACGACGCUGUUGGAAAUCAACUUGAUUGAGACCAGCAAGUGGGUUAAGGUGGGAUAUUUCCCUGUGCAGAGUGUCGAAGAGGCGAUUAGCGUGUUGCGGGAGAAGAUGCGGGAUGAAAAUGUUGACUAUGUGGAUGGUAUCCUCUUUGCGAAGGAUCGAGGCGUGAUUGUUACAGGUCAUAUGGCAAGCGCUGUUGAUGUAGAGAGGAAAAGCAGCGUUCGGACCUUCAGCCGUCCAGCUGAUGAGUGGUUUUAUAUUCAUGCCGAACAACUUUGCCGAGAAUCACACAGGGAACGAAUAAUCGAGUAUAUUCCGCUGGUGGACUAUCUCUUCCGGUACGAUCGUGGGGGCUUUUGGGUUGCCCAAUUCGCAUACGAAUAUUUCUAUUUCCCGUUUAACAGGUUUACGCGCUGGCUGUUGGAUUAUUUCAUGCAUACACGCGUGAUGUACCAUGCAUUGCAUAAGAGCAGGCUUUCCAGCAGCUUUAUCAUUCAAGAUCUGGCGCUGCCGUGGCCUGCAGCAGGCGACUUUAUCCAUUACUUGAACGAGAAAUUUGACCGAUAUCCGCUGUGGUUAUGUCCCAUUAAGCCGCAUCCACAAGGCUAUGCAUCUUUUCAUCCCCAGAUAUUACCGGCGUCAAAGUCGCCUGAGUCUCAACGGGUCGUCCACGGAGUAGGAGAAGAAGAAGAUACAAUGCUCCUUAAUGUCGGCCUAUGGACUCCCGGGCCUUCUUCUCACCGUGCCUUUAUCGAAGCGAACCGCGCCCUGGAACAUAUGGUCUACUCCCUUGGUGGCGCAAAAUGGCUCUAUGCCCAGACUUUUUACACGGAGAACGAAUUUUGGACCAUAUAUGACCGUGAGACGUAUGAUGCGCUGCGGAAAAAGUACCACUCGUCACUAUUGCCUAGUGUAUAUGACAAGGUUAAAACUGAUCCGGCCGCGAGCACGGCAGCGUUUGAUAGGGUAAAGUAUUUGAGACCACUUCCAGGCAUUUAUGGGGUCUUGAGAGCUACGAUUGGAGGAGGGUAUUUAUUGCCACAUCGGAAACUAAGAGUUGCGUUUGGAGUUAUAAUGGCUUGCAUCUUAGGAAGGGUGUUGGUGAAAUGGAUGGAAGCAUAA